Molecule: messenger RNA, 1764 nt
Organism: Procambarus clarkii (red swamp crayfish)
Lineage: Eukaryota; Metazoa; Arthropoda; Malacostraca; Decapoda; Cambaridae
Gene: rtet
Product: major facilitator superfamily domain-containing protein rtet
Biological process (GO): transmembrane transport
Cellular component (GO): brush border membrane
Molecular function (GO): transmembrane transporter activity
Source: RefSeq, a predicted model, not a curated record
CGUCAGUCAGUACAGCUGCCACCGCUCUCAAGGUGGGGACUCGCUCGCUCCCUCCCUGUACUUUCUAAUUUCUGCUUAAUGUUUUGCCUAUAUAACACAUGCUCAGAAUUUAGUUAACGUUGUAUUAAUUGUUUGUAUGUGAGUGUUGAGGAGGAGAGUGUGCCCACUAGCAGCACGGUGUGUCCAGGUGUUACUCUCCCGGUAAACCAACCUGAACCGGUAUCUCCAGCGUCCGGCUUUUUUCAAGAUGCAGGCUGUAAUGUUCAUAAGUUUGGUGUUGGACCUCCUGGGUUUCACUGUGAUAUUACCCUUAUUUCCUGCAUUGCUGGACUAUUACUCCAAAAAUGAUGCGAGUGGACUCUAUGCAGCAUCACUUACUUGGGUAAUCACAUUUCAACAAUGGAUAGGAAUACCAUCAAGGUUCCAUUCUGUUCUCUUUGGAGGUCUGUUGGGGUCAUUGUUUUCUUUUCUACAGUUCUUAGCCUCGCCCAUAACUGGAGCUAUGUCGGAUGUGUAUGGACGCAAGCCUAUCUUUAUUUGCUCUCUGAUAGGAGUUGCCGUCUCAUAUGGGAUGUGGGCAGUAGCUAGCAACUUUACUUUGUUUGUAUUGGCCAGGAUCAUUGGAGGCACGACUAAAGGAAAUGUAUCUCUUGCUUACUCCGUUAUGACUGACAUCUCUGAUGAAAAAUCAAGAGCCAAAGGGAUGGCCUUAAUAGGAGUUGCAUUCAGUGUUGGGUUUACCAUUGGUCCUGCAGUGGGAGCCGUAUUCUCCCGCUGGGGAAGCACUGGCUGGUUUGCAGCUUCUGCUGUGUAUGCGCUCUCUCUUGCUCUCUGCAACAUAGUUUAUUUUUACAUCUUCUUCAAAGAGACUUUACCAGAGACAAAGAGGAGGACAUCAGUUGCCUCUGGAUUGUCUCAGGCUUGGGAGCUUAUCAACCCAAAGUCACUGUUUUCCUUCAGUCCUGUCAAAGGACUUGAAAAGGAGGAAAGAGCAAAAUUGAUUCGGCUGGGGCACGUGUACUUCAUAUACCUGUUCCUCUAUUCUGGCUUGGAGUUUACUCUAACAUUUGUGACCCAUCAUAAACACAGCUAUGAUUCUAUGGCACAAGGCCGUAUGUUUUCCUUCUUAGGCGUAGUUAUGGCUUUAAUGCAGGGAGGUUAUGUACGACGGGUAAAAGAUGGAAGCGAAAAAUCCAUGGCAAACAAGGGUCUUAUGAUGAUGAUACCUGCCUUCAUUUUAAUUGGUGCCAGUGAGACAAACUGGGGUCUUUAUACAGGACUGACCUUCUAUGCUUUAGGUUCAUCCAUGAUGGUCCCGUGUCUUACUGCACUAGCAUCCUGCCAUGGUUCAGAAUCUCAUAAAGGCACUUUGUUGGGCAUUUGGAGAUCUUUAGGAGCUUUAGCAAGAGCAAUAGGACCAGUUGUAACAUCUAUAGGUUUCUGGUCAGUUGGUGCUGAGCUGUGCUACAUAAUAGGAGGAUUGUCCAUGCUAAUUCCUUUGAUUAUGCUACAGUCAUGCUGACUUCUAAUGGAGGUGCAGUGACACGCAUUAGUGUUACCAAGCCCAAGGCGAGAUCAGAGACAGUUGGAGAGGAAAAAGUACUGUACAGUAUUUUGUACUUGUGUGACUGGAAACUUGUGAGAUUGUUUAUUAGUCAUGUCAGAGGAUAUUUAUCUUGUAUAUUUUUAUACUAUUGUCAUAUUUGUAAACAAAAUUUCAAGUGUAGUAAAACUUAAGUUACUUAGCUUAUGGUAACAUGCCCA